CGGAGUUUACUUGUCAUUUGACAGAUUGCGUCUUAUCAGAAUAGUAAUUGGUGAUAUAUCUCACUCCAAUUAGUUUUGUACUUUGUCCGUGGGUGUUCCGGAAUGCCAGACAUUAAAAUCACCCAGCAUAUGCUUAAUAAUAUCGAAUACGAUCGUGAUUCCUUUGUGCAAAGUGAAAAAGUGUCUGGAAUGGCUGACGUUGGUUGCAAAUGCACACCAACAAUUUUAAUAGUUGGUGAUAAAGCGGAUCUAAAUGCUGCCGCUUAUCAUUUAGCACAAUCAUUGCAGUCCCCUUUAGCUGCUGAAGUUAUAACUACUGUGCUAGUGGCUGAGUCGAUCCGUAAACCAUUUUUGGAGCGCUUACAGCCGCAACUCAAAGCGAUUUCGGCUGAAGUUGCGCAGGACGUACAACGAAAUAGAGCUUUGGCUUUGAUAAACGAACACAGCUGGGAGACCAUUUCUAUUGACGAGUUGGGAGACAAUUCACCGGUGUUGGUUUGCGACGUGACCCAUGAGCAUCUGGGAACCGGUUACAAUGGAAUUGUCACGUUACACACUUUUCGCACUGUACAGGAAGCCAUUAGCUUGUGUGGAAAAGAAACGUUAAAAGCCGUUAACGUAUCCAUUUGGACAGGUCAUCAUGCAAGUGCCUACGAAAUAGCAUUAAAGAUUGCUUGCGAUAAUGUGUUUAUUGACUGUCAUCAAAUAUCUUUGGAACCAUUGCAAAAAUCUUCUUCAUCUUCUAGUAACGGAUCUUGUGCAUUGGUUGAAAACAAUUAUCACUACGAAACACUAAUAUUAAAGAAUGGAAGGAAAAAUAUUGUAUUCCCAAUUGGAACCGCUAUUACCAACUAAAAGAUAUGCGAGCCACAUGAUGGCAGCUCUGAUGUUGCCUUGGAUAUGGUAUUUGUAAUUGCUGUUGUUUUUUGUAAUUUUGUAAUUAACUUUUAACGAUCCACAAAUAUAAAUAAAUUUUGUA
Messenger RNA from Bactrocera latifrons, 979 nucleotides. RefSeq lists its product as uncharacterized. Gene Ontology annotation, molecular function: oxidoreductase activity, acting on the aldehyde or oxo group of donors, NAD or NADP as acceptor. NCBI's taxonomy places the organism in Eukaryota, Metazoa, Arthropoda, Insecta, Diptera, Tephritidae. The transcript has 2 exons. The record is from RefSeq and is a predicted model, not a curated record. Bases 103 to 855 code for a protein of 250 amino acids.